Molecule: messenger RNA, 1606 nt
Organism: Amoebophrya sp. A25
Lineage: Eukaryota; Dinophyceae; Syndiniales; Amoebophryaceae
Source: the annotation of a GenBank genome assembly
UCUACAUUGUAAAGGGGGCAACCAGUUUGCACUGACCACUGACUAUCCCUUUCAUGACUUGUGUCGCCAUACCCCAACAAAACAAAAACGCUAUCCAUCUGGCAACUUCACCUCUCUCUGUUCAAUUUAGCAGUUGUUUAGGAGUACGUACCCGAAAAGAUGCCGUGGCACGAUCUUUUUCCGUAUGAGGCGAACCGGCCCAAAACUCCGCAGCUCUACCCAUACAAACUCUCAACUUUGCGGAGCCACGUACUGCUUUUGUUCUAUCGUGAUAUGAAGAAACACUUUAUGGAUGUCACCACAGGAGACCUAUUAUCACUCGUCAAUCACCACAUCGUCAUCCUCGUCAAUUUUUACAUAUUGUUGAUGUCACCACAGACAUAUCCUCGUCCAUCACUGUCACCACAGACCUAUUAUCACUGGUGCUCCUGCGGGCGAUCAAAUACUCAGCCGUGGUGCGAUGGCAAGCAACACAUCGGCACUGGAAUGGAGCCAGUGCGAUUUACUGUUAGAGGUAUUUGUAAUUCUUGAUUCCAGUUUAGCGAAUAAGUGAGCCUGUUUAAGUGUGUACUAAAGUUCUCUAGAAAAUUUACCGAUUUAUUUUCCUUCGACUUUAAUCUGUCCAAACAAGGUAUAGGUCUUUAGAAGAACUGUGAUGUAAUAUGGCUUCUUAGGUAGUCGAGUAAGGACUACAACAAUGAGGGGAACACAUGACAAGUUCGUCGUUGUGAAAUCAGAAGAAGUCCUUGCACUAGUGCUUGCCAUUGAGCACCAGGCGGGGUCAAAAAUCUAAUAUUUUUCUCACAAUUUCCACAGACGAAGGCCAGAUGCGAAGAUUAUGCGGUUGCAAGUAUACGUCGACUCCGCCAUUUUGUAUUUUUCACAUUUUUUCUUGCUUGAAGACUUGUGGUCUGUGUCUGUGGCUGUCUUGAAGAAUUACCCACAAUGAUCUUCAAGAGAUAUACAUAUAGAUUUUGGAUGCAAGAGCACUGCUUUUAUUACAAAGAACAAUCUCUCGAUAUGCGAUGUGUCUCGCACACUCAGGUAACGGCAUAACACACACUGCGGUAGUAGCGCACCGAUUUCCAGCAUGGCACUAUUUAAGGCUAAAAAUUGUCUUGAUCUAAAUUAUAUCAAUGAGUUCCUCGUAGGUUCGGAUGUAGAUCUUAGUCUCUUUUCGCACUAUACCAAUGAGUUAUAUGCUCGAUGCCCCCCAUUCUGUUGACCACACUCAUCUAAUAUCUGCGCGGAUGACACCUUACUGGUUUGCGUUUGGUACAGCAGUGGCGUGGUUCUGGCAUCCCUAGCAUGUUCUUCUUCGGCCAGUUGCUGCUUGGUUGUUGGCCUCUAUCUACCUAUCAUCAUGAACAGGCGGCACGACUCGCUCUCUUUCUUGUUAACAUGGUAUAGAAUCCCAAGAAAGAUGCUCACAACAAGAGGAUUUAAAGGGAUAGUUCCUGUUGUACAGAUUUUUCUCCCACUUCUAACGUGAGCAGAGGAGAUCGCGUUCUUGUAUGACUUCUUUUAGUGCAAUCGACAGGUGCUAAAGUGGAAAUCAAGCAGGGAAUCCCCCAAACAACUUCUUGUAGUGGCGAAUGAAUGAAAG